UGAUCAACAUGACAAAGCGUGCGUUUUGUACUGAUCUCGCCUGGUACGAGCGCUGAAUGUGGGAUAUUCCACCCGCCUAUCCGUCCGCGAUCGCGUGGAACGAAACAGCUUCAACAGGAAACACUGCACAUGUUUUAAAUUUGAGCUGUCUGUUAUUAACAAUUCUCGAUAGUAUCGAUUAAUGGAUGUAUUGUAACUGGUAGACAGGCAAUCUUAACAAUCGUGUUUUGUCAUAGAUUGUAUACAAGGCCUAGCUAACACCCGCCUCGUACCACUGGAAUACGGAAAUAAUUUUGCCAGGGGGUGAGUGGAAUAGGACUAACGUAAGGUCCGUCGUCAUCGGGAAGUUCAGCACUGCAAGGCGUCAACAUCGGUCACAUAUGGUCACAUGGCACAUUUUAAUAAUAAUAACAAUCCUCCAAUCUACAGCUGAAAAGAACUCAUAAUUAAGUAACUAUGUUGGACCACAGUCAGAGAGCCUCGCCUAGGCCUACUGAAGGGUUGAAGCCGACCAAUAUCUUGUCACUGCGGGACCGCCAGUGGAUGUUACGGGAGAAUUCGGUGGUUCAUCUGAGGAGGCACUCUUGUCCAUCCGCUCAGGCCCAACCCGUCAUUGUUGAGAAAUUGACCGACAAAGCAAGAAUGGUCAACAUGCCCCUAAACGCCAUGGCCGCACCGGACCUCGCCAUGAUGGACGAGAUCUGGAAUGGGGAAUUCGCCAAAGUCUUCCAGCCGUAUCUACCACACAUCUGGUACCUGUCCCCAACCGAGAUCUGUCCAAGUCCACGCUGGCGGCGAUUCAAAGACAGUGCCAAGGUUCGCUUCUGUUGCCAGACAUGUGGUCAUGGCUGGACAUCUAUGAAGGGCCGAGUCGUCUUCUGGUAUUUCUUGCAUAUUCCGUACUGUGACGGCUUUGUUCAGUUCAAGCUAUACGGUCAACAGUGCCAACGCUGUAACAACGGCCAGUUUGAGCCUGCAAUGUGGUACCCUGAGGAAGUCAACAAAGUACUUUGCAACCUCUACAACAGAAUUGGUCAGACGUACUACGGAUUCGUCAAGCCGCCGAUUCGCUAUGACCGUCGAGCAGGCAAGCCUCGCACACAGCACAACGCCAACUUGUGUCAGGCGUGUCGAGACGGCGAAUGCGAUAGCCGGCCACGGACCACCACGCCCACGACAGGUGCGACGGUAACGCCCACCCCUGCCGCAGGAGCCACCAAGCUGCAGGCCGUCAGGGUGUGACGUCAUGAUUGAUGGACGUUCAGAGGAUGUGGUUGGUUUGUACUUCUGUUGUCAGCUCCUCCGAUGAGCAAGUUUGAAGUCGUACUUCGUUUAUGUGCAGCAUGGUGAUAGCGUGAAAAAUUUGAAUUCCGGGGAGAAAUACGUGUGAGAGUUUGAAAGGCUUUUUUUAAAUUGAAUAUCAAGCUGCUUGCUGAUCAGGGUGACGUGUUUAUAGCUGUAAAACCAUGCUACUUUGUAACAUGAUCUUUUAAUCAAUUUUUUUGUAGAAUCGUAUGCCUCUUUGCAUGUAGUAGGAGGUCAAAGGAGACCCGUCUCCCCUUGAUUGGAGUUUUCCGUAUUGGAAGAGCUUACAAUCACAACACUGAGUGAGCCUCAACUUUCGGGUUAGUUGCUACUCGGGACCAACAUCAUUUUGUUAGAAUAAGCCACGCCCGAAACGGUUAUGCUGUGGCUUGUAUUUUUGUUAUUGAUAAUGUCAGGUUCAGACGCAGCCGUAAAAUUUUGAUGACCUGUUCGCUGGUUGCCGUGACAAAAACCUGUUUUGUGUAAUGCUGAUUGACGACUGUGAAAUGACUCAGACAAUUUACAUGGCCGUCGUUAUAUAUGCACGAGAUUUCACCAUCGAGGCUCUCAGGUGAACUGACCUUGAAGACUCACGUUCCUUUACUUUUGACGUAAGUCCACGAUGUCUACAGUCAUUGCACCUUUUAAUUAUACUGUGUCUUUUAAACAGCGCCCUCUUGUGUGAUGUAUGUAGACUACAAACAGUACAAAAUGUGCGCAACUCCCCGUCUUGUUGGUGUUGACAGAAAUGAUCGAGACAAUACACAAUUCUAAAAUACACAUUAAAGAUGGUGACAAGUGCUUGGUUUUCUAUAAUCACCUUUUCUCUGAAAGGAAUCUCCAAGGGUGCCUUCCUCCGUGUUUGUCUCCAAACUGGAGCUCAAUGAAGAAUAUUUCAUUUUUUAAUGUUACAAUGUAGUAAACUAUCACUUGCAAUUGUGUACAGUACAUUUUGUAUGAAGAUAGAAGACUUUGUAGUAGGCAGACGCAAUUAUUUUGAAAGGUUUUAAAAGUUUGAGUUAACCGUUUCAUUCAUGAAAAAACGAUACUUGAAUAUACUGAAGCAUGGUAUUUAAGGAAUUGUUCAAAUGUUUUUAAUAGUUAUGUUGAGAUUUAUUAGCCAAAGGCUUGUGUAUUUUGUUGAGGGAAAUAAGAUGGACAAUGCAGCGUUACAUUUUCAUCUUGGCAUCUAUUGCAACAUUGAGUGUGUCAAGCACGUCUUGGUGAACACAAAUUUUGCAGAGUGUAUUCCUUUAUCGCGUCUUAAUAAUUGAUUAAACAAACUAGAGGUGCCAUACAUCCAGUGGACGAGUGACAGUUUCACCCUCUAAGUAGUUCCAACUUUGUUUAUUUCGGUGUUGGUUUCGUUUAGCAGCUGCGUAGUUUUGUUCCGAAGAAAGUCUGUUUUAUGUUUUCAAUUGCAAUUUCUGAUAAAAAGUUUUUAUCUUGAGGUGGCUGCGCUAUCACUAAUAGAAUACUGUAAAAACUUCAAAAUCGAACUAGAAAAUUCGUUAUAUACAAUGACGUAAAAUGAGGCUCUGUUGUUACUAUUAGAAAAUUUAGUAGAGUUAUUUGAGCUAUAUGACUAUUUGUACAUAACCGUAUUAACUUUUACCUAUUUAUGUAAAUAAGAAAUAAUUUCCUUCUGUGUGAAAAGCCAGAUUCAUUUCACAUGAUGCCUACACUGUUAUCAAGUGCCAAUCCUACAAUCUGUUGGAAUAACGACCCAAGAGACGGUGUAAAUGGUAAAUGAAUGCCUUUAUUCUACACAUCCUAUCUUCCAAAAAAUAUGGUUUUUAUAAUGGACUCAAAGUAAACAUGACACCGUGUGGGAAUUAAACUGUAUUGUGACCAACAAUAUCCAUAAAUCCGACGUUAUAUAUCCGAAUGGACAUCGAGAUACUGGACGGUUUUCAUGCAUACAGUGAAGUGCAUGCAAAGCUCGUCCUCCUGUGCGUAAAUAUCCUAUUUAUAUUAGAACUGACCUAAGUAAGCCGCGAAGUUAAUGUCGCUUAUGAACAUUUGCACCGAUUAUAUUUUCACAAUGAUGUUCCGUAUAACAUUUUGAUAAUGCUACAUUACAAUUGAAAUAUGAUUUAUCACGAUAAACAAAAACGGGAAAAUUGGGUGAAAAAACAUACAGAAAAUCUUUGCCAAGGUUAAAUUGAAAAAGGGUUUGGAAAAGAGAUCACUCGAGAAACAGCUCAAUUCAUUGGACACAAUUUCACUCCCAAUCGUUUUUCCCCAGUUAAGUUUUUAUCAAGCAGUGUGAAUCAUCUUCACACGACAAAAUAAAACGCACACGCAUCCAAAAAACAAGGAAUAUGAUCCUCCCAUUCGCUUUACUUAGUCAUGGAAGUCUCGGUUUGAAUUUACGUCAGUGAAAUUACCACUCCUUGGAAUUUGGACUAUGACGUGUUUCUUUUACAGGCAUAUUGGCCAUUUCACCGUCCACGGAGACUCAACGGUGAACGAACUAUUGCUGGGCAGGACCCGUAUGCUCUUAAACUUGUUUUCUGUUCCGACAGCUAUAAAUAUAAUUUAUAGCUGUACAAUAAGUGAUAAGUAAUACUAGCGACUGUAGACGAGACUAUGCUAUGAUUAAUGGUUCUUAUUUUCAAGCCUGUAAUGGGAUGAGUGUGCGUAAAGAACCACACCCUAAAUAGCCUCUGUAGCCUUAGUUUCAACAUGUGGUUCAACUAAUCUGGUUUAAUGCAUUAAAGCUUGGUUGACUGUAGCCGCAUACACCGAAACAGAUCCGCUGGUUGUUAGGUCAUUGGUGUGGGGUCUGUAACUAUUAUCAACGGUUAUCGGUGAUGAGUCAUCGUAGCUCGUUCAAAUUUGGUAUUUUGCCUCGAUUUCGUGCACCGUGAAAUGAGAGCGUAAUUUGACUCGUGACGUGAAAAUCAAGAAUUGUCGGCAAUCUUGGCACAAACACAAGAUUCGAAACAGCAUUGUCUCAAUGGCUGACCAUGUCUGACAAAUUGUAGCUAGUGUCUCUAUAAACAUAAAUAAUAUAAAUUAUAUAGUACGAAUUGUGCCUUAGACAUUCUCCAUCAAAAGUAUUUUGUUGUGGUGACUGACAAUAAAUUUAGAAAUAAAAAUCGG
This is a messenger RNA of Acanthaster planci (crown-of-thorns starfish), 4413 nucleotides long. RefSeq names its product receptor-transporting protein 3-like. Gene Ontology annotation, molecular function: olfactory receptor binding. Lineage: Eukaryota; Metazoa; Echinodermata; Asteroidea; Valvatida; Acanthasteridae. The record is from RefSeq and is a predicted model, not a curated record. Gene Ontology annotation, biological process: protein insertion into membrane; protein targeting to membrane.